UAGAACAUCAAGCUUAUAUGCAUACAAUACAUACAUUGUAGUUUUGCCAAUAUUUACAUUUUAGUUCACAGCAUGAAUUUACAAGACACACUGAAGCAAAAAGUCAUGAGCUCAACCACCUCUACAAAAGUGCUCUGUGUGAAAAGUGGGCCAUCAAUAUGCCACAGAAUAUAAAUGUCUUGAGAGGAGCCUGUGUGACCAUCCCCUGCUCCUUUGAUGUAAACAGCGACCAUGAAAAAAACUUAGAUCAUACAUGUAAAGCAUAUUGGAGUGAUUCACUUCCAAUUAGUGGUGAAAAUGCAAAACUAAAGCCAACUAAAGACAUGACAGGAGAUCUAACAAAGAAAGACUGCACCACAACUUUCAAUGAUGCAAGUCUUCUUCAAAGUACUAAAUAUUACUUCAGACUGGAGUGUGAUAAUGCACUGAAAAUCACUUUUUCACAAGCUGGUGUGGAUAUUUCAGUAAAAGAUGAUCCUCCUUCACCGACUCUGACUCCAUCCACACUGGAGGUGGAGGAGGGAACCUCAGUGAGUCUGACGUGCUCUGCUCCAGCUCCAUGUUGGUCUCAUCCUCCAGCUCUGACAUGGACCCCUAACCUGGGUCAGAGUCAGGAGACACUGCAGGAGAAUCAGGACAAAACUAAAGUCAAGACCUCUGUUAUGAAUUUCACUGCUUCUCACCUCCAUCAUGGAAAUAAAAUCUCCUGCACUGCUGUCUACAAGAACAAUCGUGGUAGCACUGAUGUCACUGCUGAAACAAGUUUAGCCGCUGAUAUUUCAUAUUCACCCAAAGAUGUACAAAUUUCAGUCAGUCCCUCUUGUCCAGUACCAGAGAACAGCAAUGUGAGUCUGACCUGCAGCAGUAAUGCCAACCCAGCAGUAGAAAACUACACCUGGUACAGAGCUGAUGGAGACCAGGAGACUUUUAUUGGGACAGGAAUGAGUUUAAAUAUUAAAGUCUCCAGAGACAGACGAAGAUUUUUCUGCAAGGCUGAAAAUCAGAUCGGAGUUGGACAUUCUAACCUGACUCACCUUGUUGUUCAGUAUUGUGAAACACAUUGUGGAUUUUACAGUGGAGUCCUUCCUUGGGUCCUUGCUGGUGUGUUUUUCAGUAUCAGUGUGAUCUGUGCAGCUUUCCUUUGUAAAGUACAAAAGAAUGUGAAGCCACAAGAAGAGGACAGAACUUACAUGUCACUGAAUCGUAGAAAUGUCAGCUCUUCAGAGUAUGAUGUCAUUAACACAGCUCCAAAGUGACCUUCACUGAUCCUUCAGGAUUGCUCUAUCGAUCUAUCGAUCUAUCUAUCUAUCUAAUUUUGUUUUAUUUUGUGUUUCUAGAUAAAUAAUUCUCAGUCACACUUCUCUUUAUUGAAUGCAUUUAAUAGCCACUGAGCGCUUAUUCAUCAGUUUUCAUCAAAGGGUGCUGGACCUGCUCAAUUUAGUGGGAUUGAGCAAAUCCAGUAGAAAACGCUUCCUAAAGCUUUGAUACUGACUAUAAUCCUGUUUGUUGAUAAUGUAAAUUUAUAUUAAACUUCACAGGCUAUAGUUUUUUUCUUUGUUUUCUUUUUUGAUAAUAUGUUCAUUUUGCAUUUAAUGUUUAUCAGUAGGUUACAUAAGCUUUUAACAGCACUGUUUAGAAAAUAGAGACAUUAAUGAUCUACACAGCUGCUCUUUUCUAUGUUUAAGAGAAAGACCUUGAAUAGUUGAGCUGCCUUGUGAGACCUGCCACAUAUUAGUGUCCUGUACAUUUGCCCUGUUAUCAGCAUUUAUGUUUCUCACACAUGAUUGCCUGAUUAUUUCCUAAUCAACCAAGUUUAUUGCACUAAAUGUUUAGAGUAAGAUAUCCUGUCACCUGAAUGUCAUUCAUGCACAGCUGAACCUUGUACCACCAAUAUUACCACAACAAAUGAAUAAAUUGAACUGCUCAACAGUUUUCAUUUUA
Oreochromis aureus is the source of this 1941-nucleotide messenger RNA. RefSeq names its product B-cell receptor CD22-like. The record is from RefSeq and is a predicted model, not a curated record. NCBI's taxonomy places the organism in Eukaryota, Metazoa, Chordata, Actinopteri, Cichliformes, Cichlidae. The coding region runs from base 159 to 1256 and encodes 365 amino acids. The transcript has 6 exons.